Messenger RNA from Amorphotheca resinae ATCC 22711, 1343 nucleotides. RefSeq lists its product as hypothetical. The record is from RefSeq and is a predicted model, not a curated record. The transcript has 5 exons. Gene Ontology annotation, biological process: biosynthetic process. Lineage: Eukaryota; Fungi; Ascomycota; Leotiomycetes; Helotiales; Amorphothecaceae. The coding region runs from base 153 to 1199 and encodes 348 amino acids. Gene Ontology annotation, molecular function: acyltransferase activity, transferring groups other than amino-acyl groups.
CAGCUUGAAUUGGAAGAAAGGUCAACACUUGCUUAUUUCUUGACGACAGGUCCCUCCUAAACUUUACUUCGUACGGUAGGCACAGUCGCCAGAUUGCCCACAAGGAUUGGUAGUAAGUAAUUGUCCGACUUCACUCGUCAAAUACGUCCAAAAUGGCUGGUGUUGAGACAUAUAAAAUUGGCGACUGGGAGUUACAAUCUGGGCAAUCAAUUCCCGAUGCCCAGAUUGCAUAUAAAACCUUUGGAGACUCAAAGUCUCCAGCAAUCAUUUAUCCAACCUGGUUCAGUGGAUCCAUCGCCGACAAUGAGUGGCUUAUCGGAGAAGAGCGCACGCUGAACCCAAAGAAGUACUUUAUCAUUAUCACCGCUUUAUUUGGAAAUGGGCAAUCGACCUCUCCGUCAAAUUCUAAUAUCAGGCCCUUCCCUAAGGUCACUUUCUUCGACAAUGUUCGCGCCCAGCACAAGCUCGUAACUGAGCACCUUGGCAUCAAGCAUGCUCGUGCUGUUCUCGGGUGGAGUAUGGGCGCAGGACAGACGUACCAAUGGGCCACCAGUUACCCGGAUUUUAUGGACAUCUGUGUACCCUUCUGUGGUGCUGCAAAGACCUCACUCCACAACCAAGUCUUCCUGGAGGGAGUGAAAUCUGCUCUCCUUGCUGCAAAGAAGCACUCAUCAGCAGGUGUAUGCGCAGAUGGAAUUCUUCCCCAAGGUGAUGAAUAUCGAACCUGGACUGCCGAAGAGAAAGAGGUUGGCUUGAAGGCUUUCGGCAGAGUGUAUGCUGGAUGGGGCUUCAGCCAGGCAUUCUAUCGUGCGAAGGUUUAUGAGACUGUGCUUGGCUUUAAAGAUCUUGAAGAUUUUAUGAAAAAUUUCUGGGAGACCUGGGCUCUUUCUAAAGACCCCGAGAAUUUGCUGGCGAUGUUGUACACCUGGCAAGCUGGUGAUUGCUCCAAACAAGAACCAUAUAACGGCGAUUUCAGAGCUGCAAUGCAAGCAAUCAAAGCAAAGACACUAGUGCUCCCCGGCCAGACCGACCUUUACUUCCCUCCCGAAGAUUCAGAAAUCGAAGUUGCAAAUAUGAAACCAGGAAUUGGAAAAAUGGUCCCAUUCCCCAGCAUCUGGGGCCAUUGGGCCGGUGGACCGGGAGAUAGUAAGGAAGAUGUGAAAUGGCUUGAUGCCAAGCUUCAAGAGGUUGGUCUGUGAGAGCCUGAAAUGAAGUUGGUAGAUAUCCCAGCAGUUUUAUGACGUAUCAAACCAGUAGAGAAUUGUUUGUAGCCCCCACCCCCAUUUGAGGUUCAGAAAUAUCAUCACAGCAAAGCGCACGUGAGAUACAGCAAAGAGAUACCU